Messenger RNA from Scophthalmus maximus (turbot), 932 nucleotides. RefSeq names its product chromosome 19 C2orf68 homolog (gene c19h2orf68). The record is from RefSeq and is a predicted model, not a curated record. The transcript has 4 exons. Bases 111 to 605 code for a protein of 164 amino acids. Lineage: Eukaryota; Metazoa; Chordata; Actinopteri; Pleuronectiformes; Scophthalmidae.
UACCAUCAGUUAGCAUAUAGCUUUUUGUCAGUGCUCUGAUUUAGACUUGUUGCAAUCAUUAGCCUUAUUAGCGUAAACAAACUGUCACCAUUUUGGAGCUGUCCAUUGAAAUGGAUAUUUUAAGAGACGAUGGAGAUAAUGAACUGAAAGACAAACGUGGAGGCCGCUUGGAUAUGAGCCACGGCUUCCUGCACCAUAUCCGGAGGAACCAAAUUGCUCGAGAUGACUAUGAUAAAGAGGUGAAAAACGCCAAAGAGCUUCAGCGGCGAAGGCACACCACAACCCCGAGACGACCCCGUCGACCUGACAUCCAAGUGUACCAUCCCCGACGAAGAUGUGGAUCAGAGUCAGGGGCCGGUGCUGAGGCUGAAGAGUGGAACGAGAGUGGUUCGAGCACAGAGACCGAGGCCCAUGGAACUGAACUCUUCUGGCUUGACUAUCAGGCAGACUCUGGUGCCAUUACAUCCUUCCUUGUGCACAAGGAUGAUCGGCCUGAGAACGUAGUGGAAUGUGUUGCAAGAAAGAACAGCUUGGAUUCAGCCAUGAGGGCAGCUCUGGUGGCUCGGAUUCGAAAGGAAAUGGACAAAAGACGGGACAAACGCUGAGUGAUAUCAAAAGCAAAAAUGUGAUUGCAAAGGGUCUACGGGCAAAAGGGCUGUGGAAUAAUAUUUCAUUCGCAGUUCUGUGCUCCUCAAAAGCAUGGAGCGGUUCACAGUGUUGGAGGCAUAAGGGAGAACUGGGUCCAGUGCAGCAAAUGUCUACAGAGAUCCCAAUGUGUUGUUCCACAAUCAAGUCAAGUCUUCUGUUAUUAAAGGGGCAGUAAGCGAUUUUGGAGAAAGCAUGUUUUUCUUGUUGUUGUUGGCCGGGUCACCUCGGGUAUGGGAGACCACUAGGCCAAAACACCUGAGUCUCUUAAGGUGUCAGGGAGUGAU